GAUCUUUGUGCUCACCUGUCGCUAGGAUACUUUGCCCUCCUCUGAGUGACGCCAUCGGCGGAUGAGUGAUGGGGGAAGUGCGGAUCCUCUGGAAGUCGAUCACCUUCUCCUGCCUGAGAAAAGUUCUCGUCGCCGGCUCAAGCAGACACAAACAGCCCGGGACGAGGCGCCGGUGGAGAGAAGUUAACUUUCACCACGUCGACUCGUCACUUCCGUCAUGGAGUUCGGUGAAGAGUCGUCUCCCGCUCUGGCUUUCGAGAAGGACGCGUUCGAUCUGACGGUCGAGGACGUUUACGACAUUUCCUACGUGAUCGGCCGGGAUCUGUUAAAAGUCAGCCGCACGGGAGACGAGGUGUCGGACCUGCAGUUCCGCAUUGUCCGCGUGUUGGAGAUGUUCGAGACCCUGGUGAAUAAGUACAACCUGUCCGUGGAGGAGCUGCGAAUGGAGCGGGACAACCUGAAGAGGGAGCUGGACAGGGUGGUCCAGGAGAGAUCCUCCGGCCAGGGCACGCAAACAGCGGGGCCCAACCAGCUGGUGGUGGACCUGACGGACCCCAACAGGCCGCGGUUCACCAUGCAGGAGCUGAAGGAGGUUCUGCAGGAGAGGAACCAGCUGAAGGCUCAGCUCAUGGUGGCUCAGGAGGAGCUGCAGCUCUACAAGAGUGGGAUCCUUCCACAGGCUGAACCAGCCAUGGUGGAAGUGGAUCUAAAGACAGAGGCAGCCACAGAGCACAGUCCAACCGAGAUAAAUGAUGUAAAAGAGGAGAAGACGACCAUAAGCAAACUGUUUUCAUUCAGGCGAAAAUAAGAAAAACCUUUUCACACAAACGGACCACGUAGAGGACAAACAGGAUUUGUCGGCACAGUUUUUCUCAUCAGUUAACCACUUUUAUACUGAAGAUUUUUUACUAUGUGUAUUUGUCAGUCUAACAAGCACUGUGUUUUAUACUGGUAAUUUUAACCUGAGAUUGUUUAUGUAAUUAGAGUAUUAUAUAUAUUAUUUGAAACGUUUGAUGAAGGAAAUGAAACUGGAAAGUAUUAUCUGGCUGCUGAUCAUGUUGAUGUUGAAUGCAUUAACCUAAAAAUUAAAUUAUCUGUAGGCUUGAAA
Molecule: messenger RNA, 1108 nt
Organism: Paralichthys olivaceus (Japanese flounder)
Lineage: Eukaryota; Metazoa; Chordata; Actinopteri; Pleuronectiformes; Paralichthyidae
Gene: rilpl2
Product: Rab interacting lysosomal protein-like 2
Molecular function (GO): protein dimerization activity
Source: RefSeq, a predicted model, not a curated record